AUGGUCCGCCAAACAACCUGGCUACUGCCUCUCCUGCUCCUCCAGGCCCUCCCCUUCGCCGUGACCCGUCCUACAGCCGUGAAUGUGGACGUGCAAGUGCCCGAUGCAGACGCCUGUACCGAUGGCCAGGACUGCACUAUGAACCUCCACGGUGGGAAGGAUGACGAUGACGAUGAUGAUGACAAUGACAACAACGAUAUCACAGACCAAGUCCGUCAUAAACAUCAUCAUAAAGACCAGGGUGAUGAUGAUGGCGACGAUGACGGUGACUGGGAUAGCGACAGCGACAGUGACAGUGACUCCGACAGCGACAGUGACUGGGACGAUGAUGACUCUGAUUCUGAUUCUGAUGAUGAAGAAGAUGACCACCACCACGGCAACGGCUGCGACAACGACAACGACGUGCAGACCAUCACCAUCACGACCAUUGAGCCGGGGUAUGCCUUCCCCCCCUCCCCCUGCCCUAUUCCACCUCUAUAUCAUCUAUACACAAGACUAACAAUGAACCCAACCAGCCCAACCCAAAUAAUCACCGUGACCACCACCGAGUCCAACACAGCCGGCCCCAUCCCUCCACCAACCGACUGUCCAGCCACAACAACCACAACAGAAACAGCAACAGAAACAGCAACAGUCUCAAUCCCCGGUCCAGCCAUCACUACAACGGCAACGGCAACAGCAACAGCAACAGUGACAGAAACCGAGUCGGACAUCAUCACUGCCACAAUCACCGAUACAUCCACUAUAACUCAACCCCCAGUAACCACUACAGAGACUGCCACAACAACAAGGACACACACCAUCUCCUUCACCAUCACCGACACAGAUACGAUCAUUAUCCCCGGACCGACUAUUACCGAGACGGAUGUGUUAACUGCUACUGUGACCCUCCCUGCGUCGACGGUGACAGCGACAGAGACGGAUGUUUCUGUUUCGACGAUAACCCUCCCUGCUUCAACCUCUACAAUCACCCUGCCCGCCUCUACAGUGACUGCCACAGCAACAGUCACCACAACCGAUACUUCAACCUGCCCCACCACCACCCCCGGCGGCGACGGCGGCGACGACAACGACAACACCUCCGGUCUCGAUUACGGCCAAUGCUCCGACCCUAGCAUCUCCUACCAAUACGGCCUGGACGGGCGGACCGAAUGGAGUUUCAUCACGAACAACCAAGUGGAUUUCCAGCACGGGAGUUCCACGACCAUCGAUACGUUGAUGAACUUUGUGUGUAAUCGGUUGAUUAGUCCGUGUAAUGCGCCCCAGGAGACCAUUGAUGCGUGCUAUGCGGCGGAGGAUCAGGUGAAUAGUAGUGGGCUUGUUGGGGAGGAUGCGGCGGAUUUGUGGAAUGAGUUGAUGGCUUAG
Aspergillus eucalypticola CBS 122712 is the source of this 1365-nucleotide messenger RNA. RefSeq lists its product as uncharacterized. NCBI's taxonomy places the organism in Eukaryota, Fungi, Ascomycota, Eurotiomycetes, Eurotiales, Aspergillaceae. Bases 1 to 1365 code for a protein of 454 amino acids. The transcript has a single exon. The record is from RefSeq and is a predicted model, not a curated record.